AUGGAGGCCAGAAUUAUGGCCUCCAUGGGGACCAUGGUCUCGCGGAUCGUCGCGGAGGCGGUGGCACCCUUGGUGAGGCGCACCGUGGGAGAGAGAGCGGAGCCCCGGCAGGCUGGACCGAAGGAGACGGGCGUCGACACCGCGAAGAAGAGGAGGAAGAGGAAGAGGAAGAAGGGUGGUGGUGGGGCGGGCGGAGUCCCGCCAGCCCUCAGCCCCCCUCCGGCAGAGCAGCGGCCCGGUUCGGCGGUGGCUGGCCCGGCUAGCCGGGUUCCAGCUAGCGAGGUGGAGCAGCCGUGGUCGAAGGUGGUGGGAAGGAGGGCCGCGAGGUCAACCGCCCAGCCACCGGCCCCCGCGGGUAAGGGCAAACCCGCCCCAUGUAGGGUGGCCAGCGGGGGGGGCAAACCCGCGACGGGCAAACCCUACCCGCCCGGCGGUCGACCCGGCGCGAAGAGGCCGAACCCCCCUAAGUCGCCCAAGACGGCGGCCGUCGUCAUCACGGCCGCCGACGGCGACUACAAGGGGGCCGUGGAGAAGCCGCAGAAGGGAGUGGACAUCGACGCCCUGGGGAUCGCCGCGCCGCGAGUGAGGACGGCCCUGACCGGGAGCCCUCAUUUACGAGAUUCCGGGGCCGGAGUCCGCCACCAAGGUGGACGAGCUGACCUCCCGCUUGGAGAAGGUUUUUGA
This is a messenger RNA of Ooceraea biroi (clonal raider ant), 684 nucleotides long. RefSeq names its product translation initiation factor IF-2. The record is from RefSeq and is a predicted model, not a curated record. Lineage: Eukaryota; Metazoa; Arthropoda; Insecta; Hymenoptera; Formicidae.